Molecule: messenger RNA, 651 nt
Organism: Cylicostephanus goldi
Lineage: Eukaryota; Metazoa; Nematoda; Chromadorea; Rhabditida; Strongylidae
Source: the annotation of a GenBank genome assembly
AUGACUGCCAUGCGUGCCCGUCAAUAUAACAAGUUUGCCGGUUCCAUCGAUGCCUUGGGUGGUGCACCGAAUAAUGCCAUCGCCCAGCGUGCCAUCAGUUUUGCCUUGGAUAAACGUAAUGCAGGCAAAAUGGUGACCAAUAUGGGCGGCAAAAAAUAUGAAAUCGCCGGUAUUUCUCCGCUGGGUUCGGCAUUUAUUUUUGUUCGUGAUAAAAAUAUCAAUUCGAUUGAAAAAGCCGCAGGUAAAAAAUUCGCAGUACUUGGCUACGACGAUGCCCAGAAAAUCAUGGUACAGCGUGUCGGUGCGCAGGCAGUAAUUUCCGAUGUUUCCAACUUUGUGGCCAAAUUUAAUAAUGGUCAGGUAGAUAUGGUCGGUGCACCUGCCUAUGCUUAUAAGCCGCUGGAAAUCUACAAGGGCCUGGGUAAUAACGGCGCGAUGUUUAAUUUCCCGGUGCUGCAUGUGACUUCUGAUUUUGUGAUCCGUCCGGAAAAAUUCCCGGCAGAUAAAACCAAGUAUCAGAAAAUGUUACGUGAUGGCCGGAUGGAUAUGACCAAACGCGGAAUCUAUGAUGCUAGCAUGAUGUCGGUAUUAAAACGUGCGCGCUGUUCUGUCGAUAAAGCCAACUUUGAAUGUUCACUUUCUGGCGAAUAA